AAGUUAGGAUAAUAUCCUCAAUGCUCCUUCAUCAAUGUUGCAUUGAAAGUGUUUUGGGCAGGCGGUUGCUCGGACUAAUUUAAUUUAGGUUAAUUCACGUAUAGUUUGCUUUUGACAUUCAGAUAUGAACAUUAAUUAACCGUGCCUUACCCCAACUUAAAUUUAACUAAAGUGAAAAGUGGCAACAAGUGUACAAAGCUUUGUAUUUUUUAUGCGAUAAUUAAAUAUUUUUCUAGAUUAUUUUGUAUCCAACAAUGCCCGACAAGAAAAGUAUUCUGAAAUGCCGUCAUUGCUCCAAGAGCUUCAAAUAUGACAGUGAAAGAAAGCGCCACGAGCAGAGCCAUGACCCCCAGUUUCAGUGCAAAGUUUGCAAUAAAAACUUCAGCUUUAUAUCAGCUCUACGCCGCCAUGAGAAGCAGCAUGAGAGGACAGGGACAGUUCAAUGUUCCGAAUGUGGAAGAGAGUUCAGAGAUAAUAUACUUCUUAAAAGACACACCAAAUAUGCACAUGGAGGAAAAUUCACAUGCACAAAAUGUAGCACAGUGUUCCACAGUGAGCCGGCACUGAAGACACACAUGAAAACACACAAGUCCCUGUCGGAGAGGCGCUAUGAGUGUAGCUUUGAGGGCUGCACCAAGAAGUUUAACUUUGCACACCAUUUGAAACACCAUGAGCUCACACACACAAAUACAAAGCAACAUUAUUGUAAGAUAUGUAAUAAAGGUUUCAUACAAUCACAUCAUUUGAAGACUCACAUGAAGACGCACACUUCAGACUCGUCUCUUAUCUGUUUGUUUGAUGAUUGCGGGAAGAAAUUCGCCACUGUGUACGCUAAGAAACGACAUGUGGUGAAACAUCAUCUUAAGCCAGAUAGUGGAAUAUCAUCUGACUCAAGUUCAGCAUGUGAUUUGUCCUUUAUGACAAAAAUGGAAACCGAAGAUGAUACCAUAAACUGCCCGUCGUGUGCACAAAUAAUACUCAAGUCUCAAUAUGAAAAACAUGCAUUUAGCUGUAUACAGAAUCUAAAAGAGGAAUAUUCUACCGAAAAUAUACCUGGAACGAUUUUUGAAAAUAGUGGAAUUGAGGAAUUAAGAAAACAAAGUAGAAAUAAUGACGAAGAAGUCGUCAACUGUAAGUUAGUAUUAGGCCGUUGUAUAAUGAGUGAUAAAGGCGAAAAAUGCGUUUGUGCACAAAUAUCUAAGACUGUUGAAGAAGAAGAAUAUGAUUUUGUACCUAUUGAUGAACCUUUAAACAUGACUAAGGCAGAUAAGAACACUGAUAACUUCUGUGAAGGUUGUGAUUGUUCUGAACGUUUUAAAGUUAAAACUGCACCAAUUAGGCCCUGUGGAGAUUGGCGGGAGAACGCGCCAUUAAUUGAGUACAAGACUGAUGGCACGUUAAAAUUGAAGGAAUUUUUGGAAAUUGAUAUUCCUGCAAUCAAUUCUCCAAUAGAAGAAAAAAAUACAUAUAAAGAAGUGAAACUAUUUCCCUAUAACAGUUGUAAAGCUGUCUUGGGUAACUGCAUCGUGAGUGGGAAUGGCACUAUGGGCGAUGGCUGUCUAUGCGCCAGGAUGGCAAUGGAUGACCAAAUAACUACACAAGAGAUUGAUGAUAUCACGCCGAGACCAAAACAAGAAAUGUGUCUGUGAUUGACAUAAAUACAAAUCCUAAGGUUGCUGACUUAAAUAGAGUUAUAUAUUUGUUGGUACUUAUUGAAGUCUAAUAUAAAUGUUGGUA
Messenger RNA from Helicoverpa zea (corn earworm), 1737 nucleotides. RefSeq names its product zinc finger protein 14-like. The coding region runs from base 255 to 1649 and encodes 464 amino acids. The record is from RefSeq and is a predicted model, not a curated record. Gene Ontology annotation, molecular function: DNA-binding transcription factor activity, RNA polymerase II-specific; RNA polymerase II transcription regulatory region sequence-specific DNA binding. Gene Ontology annotation, biological process: regulation of transcription by RNA polymerase II. Gene Ontology annotation, cellular component: nucleus. Lineage: Eukaryota; Metazoa; Arthropoda; Insecta; Lepidoptera; Noctuidae. The transcript is spliced from 6 exons.